CCCCCCAGAAUCAUUUUUUUCAAAUUUCAACCGCCCCCCUCACCGGAAUUUCGGGUUUCUCCUCUUAUCCUUCGAUUUUUCGACCAUAACUCCCUCUCCCGACCUCCAAAUCACAAACCGCGACCGCCCCCACGCUCCUGGCAUCGAGGAGCACAAUCCCCAGAGGUUAGGGUGUGUUUGGCCAAGUUCGGGUCGCCGGCGACGAGUUCUCUGGCGAGUCUCCGGUGGGUUUUCCGGCGACUUGGGGUGUUUUCUUCCACUUUCUUCACCUCUCUUGCGGUAUCUACUUGCGUCUCCAGGUGUGUUUUCAUUGCCUCUUAUUUUAUUUUUGUAGAAUCGAUACCUAGAGUUAGGUGAAGAAUUUAUGAUUGUGGCAUGAUUUGGGAAUGAUUUGGUAGGCCGAUGGCGCUCUUUGGUUGUUAUAUUUUUGUCUCGGGAUUUCAGUUUUUCGGCCUACCAUUUGCAUGUUGGCAUUGCAUGCGUGCUUGUGUAGUUUUUGUAUGGUGGAUCGAUUGGUGAAUACUUGGUAUGGAUUUGGUGUUUGUUCCACCGGGGGCCUAGUCCACUUUCCAAAUCGCUCGAUUUGAGGGUCCCCGGUGUGUUUGUUUGUGUGAUUCUCGUGUGAUUGGUAUGCUUGUUUCACCGAGAGCCUAGUCCACUGUCCAUAUCUUUUGAUAUGAGGGCUCCCAGUGUGGUUUUUGCCUAACAUUGACCCUGUUCGCAUGUAUGCCAUUUGUACAUCCUUGUGCUUUGCAGGAUCAUGGAAGACUUCCUCGACCAGUUGAGCAUCACACAACGCCAUUUGCUACGGACCAUCCGUACCCACCACAUCUCCGAGCACCUGCAUCUCGAUUUUGAGGUGUUCGAGGCGCUUCAUGCCAGGCCGUAGAUGGAGGCUGCUGUACGCCCCUAUGGUUGGCGGCGCCUUCUCUGCCUCGCCGAGCCGACCUACCAGGAGCUCGUCUGGGAGUUCUACGCAUCCUUACGCCACACCCCGAGGGGGUCAGCCGACCAUUCUGAUGCGGUUCAUUUCACGCUCGGCGGGGUGGAGCACUCCAUCAGUUACUGGGAGUUGGCCUCUGCACUUUGGCUCAACUUCCCGCACCCCAGCGACCGACCCCUGUACGUGGACAUAACUGAUCCCACCAACUUUGCUUCCCAGGUCUACUUCCAGCGCAUCUGCCUGCCGAACCAUGUGGAUGAGCAAUACGUUGCCAGCCAGACGCGUGCCACUCUCCUCCGUCCGGAGUGGCGGAUCCUUAACCAUUUGCUCACCCAGUCCUACACCCCCAGCCGAGGGUCAUCCAACCGGGUCACACUCCGGACACUGUUCUUCAUGCAUGCGAUGGGUCGUUCUGAGGACACCAUCGAGCUAGGCUCUGUGCUUGCCCGGACUUUCACCAAAGCUUCCGCCAGCCAGGAUCGCAACCUUGUCUGUGGCCCAGUGAUCACCGCCGUAGCCCGCUACUACGGGGUCGACACCACUAGGAUGACCAUGGUCCGAGGACCGACCCCGUUCAGCGAAGUCGUCCUCCGCCAUCAGCAUAUGGUUGCUCGCCAAGGGCGUGUGCACUGGAUUGUGGGCCUCCCUCGUCCACCUGAACCUGCAGAGGGCGACCAGCCAGAGUCGAGCGCAGCUGGGGGACGCCGGGUUCCUCGUUGUACUGUUCGUCGGGCCCAGACUCCUGCGAGCCCCUCCGCUGCUCCUAGGUCUCCUACUUCUGGGUCUCCUGCUCCCGUGGUGCCCAUUUCUGACCAGUUGGGGGCAAUCGCUCAGCAGAACGAGCGCAUUCUGGUCGGCCAGGCGAGCAUUCACACCCGCCUCGAUCGUGAGCGGGACCGCGGCCAUCGUCUUAUGUCCGUCCAACACUACAUCAUGUCGUACCUGGGCUUGGACCCGAACGCAGUCCACUACCCCUUCGUGCAGUCACCAGGGUAUGAGGACGAGUACCCUCCACCCACCGACGAUGGUGGCGAUGCGUUCUAGUGGCGAGUGGCUAGUUCUGCACUUCACAUGUUUUCCCAGACUGAGACUCCAUUUUUUUGUUGUUUCGUUUUGUUUUAUAUUUUUUUUAUUUUGGAUUGUAGACUUGGAACUCCGGUUCUUUCACCCGAUGUGUGUCUUUUGUUGACUUUAGCUCUGUGCCUUGGGCUGGUUCCCCUUUCAGCCCCCUGCUAUUGACUGGUCUGCCUCCCAGUCCCCGUUCCUGAUCUCAUUUCACGAUAACAUCGUUCCCCUUCCCUCUGCUCCACCGAGGACACUGUCGCAUUUAAGUGUGUGUGUGUGGGGGGGGGGUUCUUUGUAUUAAUUGGAACGUAUAUAUGUGUGCUUGGAGCCUAGUCUGCUGUCCAAAUCUCGAGAUUUGAGGGCUCCAAGCACUGCUGUUUGCUUGUUGUUUGAUCGUAUUGGCAUUGUGGAUGUGAUUAGUGAAUUGAAUGGCUUUUGACGUAAUGCAUGACAACUUGAGUGUGACUAAGACAACUUAUUAUGAUGACUGAGAUGUGCAGUAGAACUGUGUAGGGAUUCAGUUUUUCAACUGUUUGCUUACUAACUGUGACUUGGAUUGAUCACUUGCUCUUGACAGUCAUUUAUGCAUCUAGUUCAGGGAAUCAGAAUGAGAGAUAGAGCAUAUAGGUAGCCAUGUGAGACUUGAGCCUGCUCGUUUCUUUCUUGUGCGAUAGUUCCCUCUUCCAUGAUGUGCAGCAUUCACGUUGUCAUUAUCUAAGAUGGAGGCGUAGGAUUAGCCCACGACCAAAUUGGCUGUCCUGAUUUGUCAUACCCCCUAGUCAGCCCUUUGAGCCGUGUGUUAUCUUUUCUUCCGGUCUAAAUGGAAAAUCACCCUUUUGCAUCUUUUAGAAGGUUCCCCUGAGUGGUUUCUCCAUGUUUUCUGCUGUUUCUGGUAAAUGUAAUGUGAGAGUUGGAGGUAGUUCUUGAAAAUAAAAAGGGCAUGUGUUUGCAAAAAUGUGCAUAGGUGGUUGUUCUCUCAAGAAAUGAAAAAAAAAAGAAAAAAGUGAAUGAAAGCAAAAGAGAGCCACCACCACAAAAUCUGAUGCGCCCAUUGAGUAGUGUUUCUUAGCAGUGUGGCUGGGAAAUACUAAGUUUUAGGUGACCUCCUUCGCUCUUGUGCUCUAAUUAAUGUGAGUAACGCAGAAUGGCAGAAAGAAAGAGUGGUUUGAUUGACAGUGAGUGUGUUGGGUUUGGAAAUGUGGAACCUUGUGCUAUGAAUAUUUCCACCACCUAAAAAGGCCUUUUCCCCAUGUCCAAGACCCUAGCCAGUCAUCUGAACCUGUGUCAAAGACCUCCGGAUUAGUUAGUGGUGACACCCCAUAUGUGAACUCUAGCAUUUAGAGGCUGCCUUCAUCGUGAAGAGACGUUAUGGAUUGAGAGAAUAAGCAUGCGCAUUUUUCGCAUCAAAUUGUCCUGACCCCACUGUACGAGAGUGAGCGAUUCAUUUUCUCAUAUUCUCUAUACUCUUUAUCUCGGUGAGGACCUAGAUUGCUCGAUCUUAAUUCUGAUAUCUUGAGCUUUGUGCAUGAAGUGACUGUCUGGAAUAAGUGGUUGAGUCAAGUCUAUGUUGGUUGGGGAACAGAAGGGAGACUCUUCCUUUGCUCGACUUUACUGCAUUCGAAUGUCACCUGUGGUGGUUGUCUAGGUUGUCGUUGAGGUUGUCCAUGUGUUAAUGAUCAAAAGAAGUAUGAUCCACGUUUUUUGUGCCGAUAUGAUAGGCCCUAAAGCCUGCUUGAUUGAAACGUUUUGAGCUUACCUUGUGUCUGACUUGGUUUGCUUGGGGACAAGCAAACGGUUAAGUGUGGGGGGAUUUGAUAACGAUGUAAUUGCACAUGUUUGCACCCCUAGUUCUUAUCCGUUUGUGGGGCAUAGUCGUGUAUUUUUGGCCAAUUUUACGUCGGGUUGUGCUACUUUGUCAUAUUUCAGGUCCCGGAAGUCGAAGGAAAGGCUAAGCAAGAGUUUCAGGGCAUUCGGAAGUCAUUCGGUCGAGCUGGAGCCAAAGCACGGGCGCGCCUAAAUCAAAGCACGGCCGUGUUCCUGGACCGUGUUUUUACUGCCGAGGCUUGAUCCAAGAUUGUCCAACGCUGGCCCAAAACACGGGCGGGACUGACUCAAAACACGGUCGUGUCCAACAUUAGGCACGACCCUGUUUUCCUAAAAAAUCUGGCCGUGUUUUUAACACGUGGCAAGGGCACGGGCGGGCAGGAGCAAAGCACGACCGUGUUUUGCCCAGUGAUGCCCUUUUAGGCAGAUUUGAGCCAAAAGAGAAAGGGUUCCGAUUUUUAGAGAGACAGAGCGAUUCCUAGAGAGAGAAAGCGACGAACCAGAGUUCCCAAGUGCCCUAGCUUGAUCUUCAUCACCAUUGGAGCUCGGCUUACACUUGGAGAAGUGCCGAUUGACGGCCAGGAGCAAAACCCAUCCUUCACAAGAUAAUUUCCGCAUCUGAAUCUGCUUUUGCUUCUCUCUCCAUGGAGUAGUUUUCCCAUUCAUCUGGGUAUGGAGAACCCUAGAUUUGUAUGUUAGGUCUGAUUGUAUGAACCCAAGUAUAGAUUUUAUGAUUUGAUUAUAUUCAAUUGAGGCUUGAAUGAUUGAAUGACUUGAAUCCUGAUCAAAUUCCUGUUAUUUCUGCUAUUGCCUAGAAAGAGAAUAUCUGCCUAGGUUAAUAGAGCACCCUUAAUUGAAGGUAGUGAAUUGGCGACUUUAGUCGAAGAGCCAGUUCACUAUUCUGUACCGAAUUUACUUUGGUAGUGGAGGUUUGGUUCGUUAGGGCCUCAAUCUGUUUACUACGGUGGAGGUUAGUCGCCCGCUGGGGACUCAGAUUGAGAGGGUCUGGAGACCUUUAGUCGAGACUUCAGACUGUUUAAGAACCUCCCGCAGUAUAACUAUCAUUAAAACUGAACUUGGUAAAUUGCAAUCCGGCUUAACUGCAGUCUAGGGGGAACCAUAUCCGGGUGACCUCUCUCGACUUGAAAACGACCGUUUAGUUGCUUGCUUUAGUUGUUUGCUUGUUUGAACCUACACUAAAGUUUCACCGCUAGAUAAUAAGAAUUCGCUGAGUAGUCAUCACAUCUAGGACCCGGGUUGACAUUAAAACCCAAACCCGCUAUACUAUGCUUUAGGAAGUGGUUGCACUUGUCCAUUUUCUAGAGUGACAGUAGGAGUGAGUUACUGGCGCAGUGGUUCCUUUUGUCGGACCACGAGUUAAUACAGUCCAGAAUGGACUACUUUACCACAAAGGGGCCAUGUAUGUGGAAUCUCAAGGUCAGAUGAGGGUUCAAUUGUUACAAUUGUUCCACGGCUCUCCUGUAGGGGGUAUUCUGGUCUCCAGGCCUCUUACCAACGUCUUAAGCAGUAUUUUUGGUGGCCGAGUAUAAAGAGGCAGUUUAAAG
Molecule: messenger RNA, 5397 nt
Organism: Linum trigynum
Lineage: Eukaryota; Viridiplantae; Streptophyta; Magnoliopsida; Malpighiales; Linaceae
Source: the annotation of a GenBank genome assembly